Molecule: messenger RNA, 4211 nt
Organism: Salvia miltiorrhiza (redroot sage)
Lineage: Eukaryota; Viridiplantae; Streptophyta; Magnoliopsida; Lamiales; Lamiaceae
Exons: 22
Coding region: 357-3902 (1181 amino acids)
Source: RefSeq, a predicted model, not a curated record
AAGAUUCCAACUUUCAUCUCCACAUCCCAACCCCACCAUCCUCAUUAAAAUCCAUUUUCCAUUUCUUAACGUCUCCUUUUUCUGUUGCAAAAAACAAGAUUUUUGAAAAUCUCUUUGUUUUCCUCCCCCCUUUUUUCUUUUGAAAUUGUUAGUAUUUGAUUGACUUGAAAAACCCCAUUUUAGUAUUUUUUGGGAAAACAAUUUGAAAUGCGUAGGACUUGAAAGAAGAUAACAUGAGCUGAACCGAAACAAUAGAGUUUCUUGAAGCAGGGAAUUUACCUUAGCAGUACAACUUGGUCUCUUCAUAAUUUGUAUCGUUAGAUUUCACAUUAGGUGGAGAAGUACUUCUCACGCCAAUGACAAAGCAGAAGCUACAUUCUGAUUCAGUUGUGGGACUGAGGUACCGUGGCAAUAGCCUCGGGCUGCCCUCUGUCUCCAAAUUUCGCAGUGGGCAUAUGCCCUCUGGGAUGAAUGUUAGCCGUGUGAUUGAAAGCCUCUCCGCAUCGGACAUGGACACCUCUGAUUCCGAGGGUGAGGGCUAUGGUGCGCGCGACUCCCUUGAGGCGUCGCCUCAAGAUGAUAAAGUGGCCAAUGGUGGUGCUAGACACAUUGCUUUUGUGAAUGCACGUGCUACUAGUCCGGGGAAUUAUUAUGACAGAGUGGUAGUAGGGCGAGGUGGUGCACACCGUGGUUCUGCUUAUGAUGAGUCGUCUGAAUCUGUCACUAGCUCGGAAGUGAAUUCCACUCCGGCCAGCAGCAGCAACAACGGUGUUUCAGUGGAGAAGAGAUACAAUGCAGGGGCUAAUCUCUCUAGCACCAGCGCACAGCCAAAUAACCAAACCUUGAGACAGGACUUGCACAAUGUGAGGGAGCAGGAUAAGUUCUCUGAUGAUGAUACUCCAAGUGCACCUCCGCUAGCUGGGUUAUUUCAACAUCAAAAUCAAGUUUCUGAAAACCUUCCGACUGUUAGAGUUGAUGCCAACCCUUGCUCAGGAACAUCUAGAGGUUCUGUAGUCGAGAUUGAAUCCAACAAGUACAAGAGCACAAAGUUGGGUGCUGCAGAAGUUGGAACUUCUGAAGUGUCCGGCAGGAAUGCAGCUGUAUCUUCUCAUCCUUUGGGAGGUCGAUAUCCUACAUUUCAUGCAAGUGGCCUAGGCAACUGGUAUGCUGUUUUAUCCUAUGAUGCAUCCGUCCGACUAUGUCUUCACUCCUGGGCAAGGGGCUGUAUGGAAGCUCCUCCAUUUUUGGAAAAUGAAUGUGCGCUGCUGAGGGAUGCAUUUGGGUUGAGAAAUGUAUUGUUACAAUCAGAGGAAGAGCUGAUGAGGAAAGAUCCUUCCGAACUUGUGGGUGAAGGCGCUUUUGUAAAGACUAAGAAAACGAUUGGGAAGAUUAAAGUUCAAGUUCGUAAAGUAAAAAUGGGGAUGGAGCAACCCACUGGUUGCACGUUUACAUCUAUAAAAUCGUCAUCCAUGGUGAAGCUGGAAUCAUUUCAGCAUAGGUUAUCAAAUGUAAAAUCAAUUGUGUCAUCAGAGACAAGGGCGUUACGGACACAAAACAUAACCCCGGUUAUCACUGUAAACGGCUCUUUAUUGCAUAAAAGUGUUGCACACAUAAUUGUGGGGACUCGUAGGUAUUUGAGAGAAGUACCCAAGCUCAUUAAAAUUGGAUUUAAUGCUUGGCGUAGCAGUGCAACAACUUAUGAAGUGGUACAAGAAUCAUAUUCCUGUUUGUUGAGAUUGAAAAGUUCGCCUGAAGAGGAUGCGUUGAGAAUGCAGCCAGGGUCUGGUGAAGCGCGUGUCUUCUUGCCAGAUGGGUUUGGAGAUGAUCUGAUAAUUGAAGUCCAAGAUUCGAAGGGAAAGUAUUGUGGGCAUGCUCUUGUUCAGGUGGCUGACCUUGCUGAUGAAUCGGGUGAGAAGGUUCGUCAGUGUAUUAUAUCUCGGGAACCAGAGCACGAACAAGUUGGGAAAAUACAGUUAUACAUCAACUAUUCAACCACCGCCGAUGAAAAUAGUUACAAGUGUACAUCGGUAGCCGAGACUAUUGCUUACGAUUGUGUUUUGGAGACUGCAAUGAAAGUUCAACAGUUUCAGCAAAGAAACUUGUUGCUGCACAGUUCGUGGAAAUGGUUGGUGGAUGAAUUUGCCUCUUACUUUGGCGUUUCAGAUGCAUACACGAAGCUCAGGUACCUUUCAUAUGUUAUGGAUGUCGCCACACCAACAGCAGAUUGUCUCGACUUGGUGCACGACUUGCUGCAGCCUGUGGUAAUCAAAGGCAAAAGUAAGCACACAUUGAGUCACCAAGAGGUCCGUCUUCUGGGAGAAGUGUCUGAUCAAAUCGAGCAGAUACUCACUUUGGUCUUCGAGAAUUACAAGUCACUCGAUGAAUCAUUGCCGUCAGGUAUUAAAGACGUGUUCGGACCUGCUACAGGAGUGGCAGCACCUGCGCUUGCUCCAGCUUUGAAGCUUUACAAAAUGCUGCACGACAUUCUUUCACCCGAGGUGCAGUUAAAGUUGUGCAGAUAUUUCCAGAAUGCUACAAGAAAAAGGUCAAGGAGGCACUUGUCGGAAACUGAUGAAUUCGUUUCCAGCAAUAACGAAAACAUUUUAUUGGAUCCCGUGGCCGUCUCCACAGCUUAUAAGAAAAUGAAAACACUUUGCUUGAAUAUACGCAAUGAGAUUCUGACUGACAUCGAAAUCCAUAAGCAGGAUAUUCUUCCUAGUUGUAUAGACCUUCCAAACCUUGCAUCGUCAAUAUAUAGCACAGAACUCUACAGCAGAUUACGAGAGUUCCUUGUUUCUUGCCCUCCUUCUGGUCCUUCGCCUCCGGUUGCAGAACUUGUCGUAGCUACUGCUGAUUUUCAAAGGGAUCUUUCUUUGUGGAAUAUUAGUUAUAUCAAAGGAGGGGUUGAUGCUAAAGAGCUGUUUCAUCUGUAUAUAACCAUUUGGAUCCAAGACAAACGUCUUGCUUUGCUCGAAUUAUGCAAACUCGACAGGGCCAAGUCUUCCUCCUUUUCAACAACUCCAUUCAUCGAUGAUAUCUAUGACCGGCUAAGGGAGACACUCACUGAAUAUGACGUGAUUAUCAGUCGCUGGCCGGAAUAUACUUUCGCUUUGGAAACUGCCAUAGCGGAUGUUGAGAAGGCGGUGGUCGAGAGCUUGGAGAAGCAGUAUGCUGAUGUCCUAUCUCCAUUGAAAGAAAACACGAUUAACAAGAGAUUUGGACUCAAAUACGUCCAGAAAUUUGCAAAGGGAAAUUCACCUCCUUAUACCGUUACUGCUGAGUUGGGCGUGCUUCUGAACUCGAUGAAAAGGAUGCUGGAUAGUCUGCGCCCCCAGAUAGAAGCGCAGUUGAAGCAGUGGGGAUCGUGCAUGCCUGAAACUGGGAAUAUGGUCCCCGGAGAGAAACUCAGUGAGGUAACAGUGAUGAUAAGGUCCAAAUUCAGAGCUUACGCGCAAGCUGUUGUAGAUAAACUCGUUGAAAACACGAAGCUGCAUAAUGUGACGAAGUUGAAGAAAAUAAUUCAAGACGCCAAGGAGAACGUGAUAGAGUCUGAUUUGAGGCAGAAAAUGCAGCCUUUGAAGGAGCUGCUGACUAACACGAUCAAUCAGUUGCACACUGUGCUUGAAACUCAAGUGUUUGUGAUGGUCUGUCGUGGUUUCUGGGAUCGCAUGGGCCAGGACGUCUUGAAGUUUCUAGAAGACAGGAAAGAGAACAGGUCGUGGUACAAAGCCUCGCGAGUUGCAGUAAAUGUUUUAGACGAUGCGUUUGCAUCACAGAUGCAGCAGCUGAUGGGGAAUGCACUGCAGGAGAAGGACUUGGAGCCCCCGCGAUGCAUUCUUGAAGUGCGAUCAAUGCUCUGCAAAGAUGUGGCAAACAACAAGAGAGGCAACUACUACUAUUAGAGACGAGGGGAGCUGAUGCAACAAGGGGCUUGAACGCGAUUGACUUGAUCAGCUCGUUCCACUGCUAGGAUUUGAGGUAACUGGCUGCACGUUUGGCCUCUAGAAACAUAGCUCGGUCUUCUCCCACGCAGACGUAGGAAUACCAGAGAGCAGAGCCUUGGUUAAAUUUUGAGGGAAUUCAUGCGGGAAGGCCAAUAUCUCAUGGCUUCUUGUUUAUGUGAAUGUGACAUAUAGGAAAGUCAUUUUCUUCUUGUAUGAUAAUCAAUCAUUUCACAAUGCCUUUUGAUCAAUAAUAAAUCAAGUUGAAUA